This is a messenger RNA of Notechis scutatus (mainland tiger snake), 1801 nucleotides long. NCBI's taxonomy places the organism in Eukaryota, Metazoa, Chordata, Lepidosauria, Squamata, Elapidae. The record is from RefSeq and is a predicted model, not a curated record.
GUGAGAAGUAAGAUCUCAAUGGCGUUGGUGGGGGGGUUGUAUGGGGAAUAACCAAGGGGGCGACGUGCACGGUAGGAAUUAGGUGCAGGGCAAGAUGGCUUGCAGGGCAAGAAUCGAAGGGAGCAAGAAGACGUUCGGAGAACAUUCCUAAAAUUUUAUGCAGGUGUCACCACUUCUUUCCAAUCCUUCCUAAAUAAAACGGGAACCAGGCCCACCAUUUAAUCUGCCAUCGAAAAUUACAAAGGGAGAGAAGAAACAAUUUACUCAAGGCUUAAAACGUGACAGAUUGUGUCUUGCUACUUCUAAGAUGAGCCGGUUCUUGAAUGUACUUCGUAGUUGGCUAGUUAUGGUGUCCAUAAUUGCUUUGGGGAACACAGUGCAAAGCUUCAGAGACCACAGCUUCCUUUCUGAGAAAUUGUAUACAGGCAAGCCAGGUCUUGUAAAUGGUCUCCAAGCUCGAACCUUUGGCAUUUGGACCUUGUUGUCUUCUGUGAUCCGCUGCUAUUGUGCCAUAGAUAUCCGCAACAAGACCCUCUAUAACAUCACACUUUUGACCUUCUUCAUUGCCCUGGGCCACUUCCUCUCUGAGGUGUUUAUUUAUGGCACAGCAGCUGCAACGAUUGGUGUCCUGGCACCCUUAAUGGUGGCAAGUUUCUCCAUCCUGGGGAUGCUGAUUGGGCUACAGUACCUGGAGGUAGAAACCACAUUACAUAACAAGAAGCGGAAUUGAUAUUACAGCAUCUAUCUUCCAAUCUGCCCACCAGUCAUCUUCCAGUGUCUACCAUAUUGUUUUCCUGAUCUUCUUUUUCGAGCCUGUACUGUACAGGGCAGUCAGAACAUUCUUAGAUUUCCCUAUUGGUUAUUUUAGUUCCCAUUUGAUUUUGACAUGAGCAGAUAACGGCAGAAAAAUAGUUUUGAGCAGUUCCUCCAAACUGGGUAUGGGAAGCAGUAUCUUAAAGCAUCAUGAGAUGUAGUAGAAAACCCAAGUGAAGUUGUGCCAGGUGAAGGUUAUAAGUCCCCUCUCGACAUUCUGAUGGCAAAUGAUAGAAAAAGAAGUGUUGUCUAAAAUUUGCUGAAAGGGGGGGCACGUAAUGUCUCCAUGGCACUUGGCAUAGUUGUCCAUAAGUAUGGCUUGCCAUAAAUAAGAGGGAAUUGUGAAAACUUGUGAGGAAAAAGUAUCUCAUGUCUGAGCUAAAUCCAAAGUACCUUAUAAAUUCUUCUUUUUGAAGAUAAAAGAGCAAAGCUUGGUCCUCUUUUUACUUUAAGAGGCUACUUGUUUAGGUAAAUGCUUUCUUCCAUCUUCCAGUUCCUGUUUCCAUUUCUCUGAAAAUAGCACAAUUCAUUUAAUUGCUAUUCUUUUCCAAACAUAUAUGAGAACUGGAACAGUCUAGGCAAAGCAAGUGCAUAACAAGCCAAUAUUCUUGCCAGAGCAGGGGGAUGAAUUAGAUUCAAGGACCUGUUAUUCUGUUAUUUAUUUCAAAAUAAAGCUGACAACCCUUGUAAAAAAGGGGCUGCCAAAGCCAUAGAACAAAUAAGUAAAUUUCUGCUUCUGUAAGAAGCAAAAAUUGUGACUUUUCAAUGUGCUGCUAUUGUUAUACAAAGUAUCUAGUUCUAUCCUUCCAAAAUUGAAUGGACGUUAGUAAUGAAAUGGAUUUUCCUUCUCUUCAUAUUUCUUCCCAUAUAGCCACCAAAUUUUAUUACCUGUUUUUAUUCUAAUUUUUAAAUUGAUGAUUUUAAUAGUUUUUAUAUAAUGUUAUGAAUAUGUAUGCCACCCAGAGUAAUUGUGUGAGAUGGACAGCUG